CAUAAUCGCCUUCUCUCCCUUGUAAUUCCUUUUCCUCACUACUACCUCACACCAUAUUUCAGAACCUUUCUUUCAUAUCCAGACCGUUACUUGCCAUGGGCUUCUGGAUGUUUCCCUCCAUGUGGUUUUCAGACUUUUGGUUAUGUCUACAACUGUAUCACCUGUCAGUAUGACUCCUGUGAGUUCCCACUUGACUGUCCAACAAAGAACAUCACAGUCAUGGAGAACAACCGGACACAGAUGAGGUGUGACGUCCCCUUUCCCCUGCCUUAUGAAAUGAAAGUGGUCUGGAGGUUUGCAGAGGAGAUCAGGACCCAGCAGGUGGAUCAGUUUGAGGAGGUGACAGUAGGGAUAGACCGGCUCUACUCAAUCCCCUCAGCUGGACUGCGACACCAGGGUACAUACCAGUGUGAGAUCUACUCUGACCAGCGCUCCUUAGUCAGACUUUACUACCACCUCAUAGUGAUCCCCCAGGUGGUUGUAGGCCACAGUGAGCUGCAGGAGAUAUUUGAUCUGUCACUGCUUCCAGGGGGCCAAAUUGUCCCUGUGCCUGGUGGAUGGUCCCUUGCCCUCCUCCGUCUCCCCCCUCCCUCUCUCCUCACGGCCUGUCUGACUUCUCUGCUGCUGCUGCUCUUCCUCUCCCUGGGGAUUCUGCACUGGUGGUCGAUAAAGAAAGAGAAGAGUGAUGUGGAGCAGGCUGACGACGAUCCAGAUUCAAGGUGCCCAGUGCGGGAGAUUUAUCUACUGCAAUAAAAACGAGCAAUCGGUCUUUAGCUGGUUUCACCACUAGAGGGCGAUAAGCACAUGUUAAAAUCUGUAACUUCAGUGCUUUAAGGCAGGAGUCAUUAAUAUCGGUUGCCUUUACCUUCCUGAUGUAAGAUAUUAUUUGUUAUAAUGACAAUGAUUAGGCUACUAUUAUCACCACAUACUGUGGCAUGGUGAGACCAGGGAAUGCUUUAUGGGACAGAUUCAACACAUUUUUACUUGUUCAAAGAUGUAACGGUUUUCUUUAGGUGAAGUAGAGGUGGACCAAAAUGCAGCGUGGUUGUUAUUCAUUGUACUUUAAUAAA
This is a messenger RNA of Oncorhynchus tshawytscha (Chinook salmon), 1070 nucleotides long. It is a transcript of the gene spaca6, whose product is annotated as sperm acrosome membrane-associated protein 6. The coding region runs from base 220 to 753 and encodes 177 amino acids. The transcript is spliced from 7 exons. The record is from RefSeq and is a predicted model, not a curated record. Gene Ontology annotation, biological process: fusion of sperm to egg plasma membrane involved in single fertilization. NCBI's taxonomy places the organism in Eukaryota, Metazoa, Chordata, Actinopteri, Salmoniformes, Salmonidae.